AUGGCCGGCUUGUAUCUUCCAUAUCCUGACCCGAAGCAGCAGGUCACGCCAGUUGCAUACUCGAAGACUGACCACGAACCCCAGCUGGACGACUCAGUGACAGCGGAGCUCAUCCGGUACUUUGAGGAUUACCCAUUGGAGCGUCCAUACUCGGCACAUUUUGGGGAACUGGGCCAGCGCACUGGACUGCUCCGUGACCUGCUCAAUGCGGCCGAGGAGAGCCAGGACCCAUCGCAGCAGGAAGCUCUAUUAGCUACUGUCGACCGAGGCGCUGCUUCGCUGUACCCUUACCUGCAUCGACCGCCCAAGGGCUCACCCCUAACCGGCGGCCUCUCUCAUCUUCGGUCCUCAUUCAUCCCUGGCUCAGCGGGCAUUGUGAUUCCCGUCGGUAACGCCAACGUGCGCUUCGCAGCGCAGCUCAUCGCGUCGAUGCGCCACGUAUUACGUUCCAUGCUGCCUAUCCAGGUGGUGUACGCGGGGGAGGACGACCUGUCUCCUGACAACAGGAAAUUCCUCGCAGCAGUAGUCAAGUCUAUGGGCCCUCCGAUCGAGUUCCUCGACAUCCUCACCGUUUUUGACGACGAGACUCUACGGCUUCGCGACGGCACCUGGGCGAUCAAGCCCUUCGCCGUGCUCGGCAGCCACUUCGAGAAGGUCAUCCUUGUCGACGCCGACGCCGUGUUCUUGCAGAAGCCUGAGGUCCUGCUGGACCAGCUGGCCUUCCAACGCUCUGGGACUCUCCUCUUCCGAGACCGACUGAUCUUCCAGCACACGUAUUACAUACGACACAAGUGGUGGAGGAGCCAGAUCAAGCAUCCCAGCGAGACCCUCAAUAAGUCGCGCGCCUGGACGGACGACUAUGGCGAAGAAGGCGACUCGGGCGUCGUAGUGCUCGACAAGGGCAGGACGGGCGUGUUGCUGGGCCUGCUGCACACGUGCUGGCAGAAUUCAUACAAGGUGCGCGAGGAGGUCACGUACCAGAUCAUGUACGGGGACAAGGAGAGCUGGUGGAUGGGGCUCGAGCUCACAGGGGCUCGGUACGAGAUGGAGGAGCACUACGCGGCGAUCGUGGGAUGGCCGCGAGAGGCAGUGCUGCCCAAGGACAAGAGGGCAAAGGUGUGUAGCUUCGUGAUCGCCCACCUGGACGAGAACGACAAGCUGCUCUGGUACAACGGCGGCCUGUUGAAGAACAAGAAGAUGCCGAGAAUGGGAUACGAGGUCCCGACGUCGUGGAUGGUGGACGGCGAGUGGCAGAAGGGCUAUGAGAAGGAGGACAUGAGCUGCAUGGUCGGAGCAGAUAUCAAUGAUCUUUCGGGAGGAGAGACCGAGACAUUGAAGACAUCCGUGAAGGUCGCCAAGACCAUCGACGCUGCACUCCAGAAUUGA
Molecule: messenger RNA, 1386 nt
Organism: Cryphonectria parasitica EP155
Lineage: Eukaryota; Fungi; Ascomycota; Sordariomycetes; Diaporthales; Cryphonectriaceae
Product: family 71 glycosyltransferase
Exons: 1
Coding region: 1-1386 (461 amino acids)
Biological process (GO): protein O-linked glycosylation
Cellular component (GO): Golgi apparatus
Molecular function (GO): alpha-1,3-mannosyltransferase activity
Source: RefSeq, a predicted model, not a curated record